AUGGCAGCAACGCGAGUGUGCUUGUUCGCGCUCGUCGGGGCCGUGGCGUUUCUCUUCUUCUUGGAUGGUGCAGCAGAGGCGAGAACUGUGGGGACGUCGUCGGCGCAGCGCCGGCGACAGGUUCGAAGCCUCCUCCGGCGGCUCAACAUGCCCCCUCUCGCGACCAUUGAGAGCCCAGAUGGAGAUAUCAUAGGCUGUGUGCACAUCUUGAAACAGCCUGCAUUCGAUCAUUCUCUCCUCAAGAGCCAUACUAUCCAGAUGAUGCCCUCUUGCCACCCAGAAGGCCUCAGUAACAAGUCAAACAUUGCAUCCAAUCCUUUCACCCAAACAUGGCAUCAAAAUGGCAAGUGCCCAGAGAACACCAUACCAAUCCGAAGGACCAAAGAAGAGGAUGUCCUGAGGGAGAGCUCCAUUGAGAGAUAUGGCAAGAAGUGGCCGUGGAGCAUCCCAAAUCGUUUUUCCAUUGAUGACCCUGACGCAGUCAACGUAUUGAGAGGCCACCAGCAUGCCAUAGCAUCUGCACCGGAGGAUGGCAACUACUAUGGUACCCAAGCAACCUUCAAUUUGUGGGAACCAAUUGUUGAGAGGGACGAAGGAUUCAGCUUGGCCCAGUUCUGGAUUAGUAGUGGGUCCUACCCAAACAACGACCUCAAUACUAUAGAAGCAGGAUGGCAGGUUUACCCUGGUCUGUAUAAGGAUAGCCACACAAGACUCUUCAUCUACUGGACUCGGGAUGCAUACAACAAUACAGGAUGUUACAAUCUACUAUGCCCAGGAUUUAUACAGACAAGCAACGAGAUUGCGAUUGGUGGUAGCAACUCCUAUCUGUCCCCUGUCUCCACCUAUGGUGGCUCACAAUAUGACAUCACUAUUUUAGUUUGGAAGGACCCAAAGGAGGGCAAUUGGUGGUUGCAAGUGGGAGGCCAUGAUCUGGGCUACUGGCCAACUUCGAUUUUCUCAAAGUUGGUAGGUAGUGCCGCCUCUGUCGAGUGGGGAGGCGAGGUGGCAUCGUCACCGGAUGCAGGCCAAACAUCCACACAGAUGGGUAGUGGACACUUUCCUAAGGAAGGGUUCAGCAAGGCCAGCUACGUCAAGAACAUUCAAUUGGUUGAUUCGACCAACAAUCUCAAAUCUCCUAGUCAUGUGAACUUGUUAGCUAAGUGGCCCAAUUGCUACAACGUGCAGAAUGGUACUAGUGCUGAUUGGGGCACUUACAUCUUCUAUGGAGGACCUGGGAAGAACCCUAACUGCCAAUAG
This is a messenger RNA of Miscanthus lutarioriparius, 1257 nucleotides long. The record is from the annotation of a GenBank genome assembly. NCBI's taxonomy places the organism in Eukaryota, Viridiplantae, Streptophyta, Magnoliopsida, Poales, Poaceae.